AUGGAUGAUUCACAGCAUCCACUUGUCGUAUCUACCCCACCUUUACGUGGCCCCGUUGAUUCUCCAGCUCCCAUUGAUGCCGCAGAAGCAGCUUCCGAUCUGAAGGCUCACCGAGACAGCAUGUCGUUAGCCACAACCCAGUAUGAGCAGCAGGGCCCCAUUGAUAGCAGGGUCUUGCGUGGAAGAUCAAAGUCUCUCGCAUUUGGUAUGCAAGCAUUUAGACCUCCUGUAGAUUACAUUGCGCCUGUCAGUACACCAGGUGUGCCCUACAAGGCAAGAUCUUGGGAGCCCACGCUCGAAAAGGCUAUUCGUGCUAUUGUGUCUAUCAAAGCUAGCCAUGUCAGAAGCUUUGAUACUGAAACUUCAGGUGGCUAUACUGCUACUGGAUUUAUCGUUGAUGCCGCACGCGGUAUCAUAUUGACAAAUCGUCAUGUGGUAUCGCCAGCACCCAUUGUAGCUCAAGCCGUUUUGACAAACUAUGAGGAAGUAGACUUGAAGCCAGUUUAUCGUGAUCCUGUCCAUGAUUUUGGUUUUAUGCAGUUUGAUCCUAGUCGCAUUAAAUUUAUGGAACUAGAAGAAAUUAAACUUAGCCCGGAACGUGCUAAAGUUGGUUUAGACAUUCGAGUUGUCGGCAAUGAUGCUGGUGAAAAAUUGAGUAUUUUAGCUGGCACAUUGGCCAGACUUGAUCGAAGAGCUCCUGAAUACGGCGUUGGUGAAUACAAUGACUUUAACACAUUCUACUUACAAGCCGCAUCAGGCACCAGCGGAGGCUCGUCUGGUAGUCCUGUGCUUGACAUUGAUGGACAUGCAGUCGCUCUCAACGCAGGUGGUGCAAGCCGUGCUUCAUCCUCUUACUACUUGCCAUUGGACCGCGUUCAAAGAGCACUGACUUUUAUCCAAAAGGGCGUUCAAGUGCCUCGUGGUACUCUGCAAACAGAGUUUGAAUACCUGCCCUACAAUGAGGUGCGUCGAUUAGGCCUCAAGGCUCACAUUGAGGAAAAGGUCCGACACAAAUUCCCUGAAGAGACGGGUAUGCUUGUUGUGCGAUCCUUGUUGCCCAAAGGACCUGCCGACAAUGUAUUGGUGCCUGGUGAUAUUAUCAUUGGCUGUAACGGUAAAAUGGUGCCUCAUUUCAUCGCCUUAUUCGAGAUUCUAGAUGACGCUGUUGAUCAAGAGAUUUCAUUGACUGUCAGUCGUGGUAAAAAGGUGCAAGAGGUCAAGGUUACUGUACAAGAUCUGCACUCUAUUACGCCCAAUCGCUUCGUUGAGAUUGGUGGUGGCGUGGUCCAUGAAUUAUCGUAUCAACUGGCCAAAUCUUAUUCUCAGCCCACUGGUGGUGUUUAUGUUGCUACAUCGGGUCAUAUGCUAGCAAGUGCCAGUGCCUGGAGAAAAAGUAUCAUUGUGAGCGUCAACAAUAUCCCAACACCCAAUUUGGAUGCCUUUAUCGAAGCAAUGAAGACUUUGGCAGAUGGAGCUCGUGUACCUGUUAGAUUUUAUGCCUUGCACAAAGCCUACAAGGACAAGGUCAUGAUUAUGCAUGUGGAUCGACACUGGCACAAGUUUAGAAUUGCUGUUCGCAACGACGUUACUGGCCUCUGGGAUUUCACUGAAAUGCCGCCUCCACCUGCUACAAUCCCAUAUUCUCCAUCCACUGCUACUUUUCCACCUUUGGAUUCAUCACUGGCUCUUGCUGAGAAACUGAUGCCAUCUUUUGUCGCUAUCGAUUUCUAUUUGCCCUACCUGGUAGAUGGUAUGAAGGCAACUCAGUUUUACGGUACCGGUUUCAUUGUUUCCACCAACCCUCCGUUGAUUGUAUGCGACCGAGAUACGAUUCCUAUCGGCCUAGGCGACAUUUUCAUCACAUUUGCUAAUUCCAUUAUCAUCCCUGGACGUCUGCUCUUCCUGCACCCCUUCUACAACUACGUGAUUCUGACAUACGACCCCAAAUUGAUUGGCGAAACACCUGUCAAACCCUUGGAGUUUAGUGAAAAGGAGCUCAAUCAAGGCGAUGAGAUCAAUUUUAUUGGUAUUGGUAACGAUCAUUCUGUUGUCAUGAGGAAGACAACCGUGUCCUCUGUCUCCAAUAUCGGCACUCGCGAAUGUUCACCUCCUCGUUGGCGUGCCAUGAAUGUAGAGGGUAUCAAGAUUGACGACUCUCUCAACUCGCAAGGCGGCCUCAUCACCAACGACGAAGGCCAGGUACAAGCAUUGUGGAUCAGCUACUCUAGUCAGUCUGAAAAGGGCAAAGAUAUCUCGUUCAUGUCAGGUUUGCUCUCUUCUCUGGUCAAGCCAACCAUCGACAAGUUCUUGCAAAACGGUGACAAGGUAGUCUUCAAGGGCCUUGAUGCUGAGCUGUGGACCAUGCGCAUUGCAGCUGCUCGUACAUUGGGUCUGAGUGAUGAAUGGGUCAAGAAGAUUGAAGAAAGCGGCUCCACGCGUCAUACAUUGCUCUAUGUGCUCAACAUCCUGGAUGAGCGCAGUGCGUGUGCCAAGGUCCUCAAUGUAGGCGAUGUUAUUCUUAGUGUCGACGGUAAGCUGGUGACCCGUAUGAGCCACAUGAUGCUGGUUCAUGAGAAGGACAACAUUGACAUGGUGAUUUUGCGUGACGGAAAAGAGCUAAAUGUCAAUGUCCCCAUGAGUGAGUUCAGUAGCUAUGAAACCACUCGCGUCAUUGGAUGGCAAGGUGCUUUGAUCCAGCGUCCCUACAAGGCUGUCUUGGAGCAAGUACGCAAUGUUCCUGCCGGUGUCUACGUCUCUUGCACACUGUAUGGCUCACCAGCAUCCAACGUACUUCGUCCUGGAGUCUGGAUUGUGGAAGUGCAAGGCAAGCCAGUCAAAGAUCUGGAUUCCUUCUUGCAAGUUGUCCAUUCGCAUGAACUGGAAAUGGGACGCCGUCGUCGCCCUAGCUAUAUUCCACCUGUUCAGAGAAGCGCCGAAGAGAGGGCGAGAAGAGAGAGUGAGCAAGACGACAAUGAUGCAUUGAUACCUGAUAUCGUUGAUGAAGACGAUGAUGACGACAAUGAUGAGGGCUAUAUUCGUAUCAAGACUGUCAGUAGAAAUGAAACUGUACGUGUUGUCGCUGUCAAACUCGAUUUGCACUAUUGGGAUUCUUGGCAGUUGGUUCAUGACGAGAAAUCUGUAUCUGGUUGGAACUCGGAAAGCGCUUAG
Mucor velutinosus is the source of this 3168-nucleotide messenger RNA. Its product is annotated as ANF_receptor domain-containing protein. Bases 1 to 3168 code for a protein of 1055 amino acids. Gene Ontology annotation, biological process: proteolysis. The transcript has 6 exons. Gene Ontology annotation, molecular function: protein binding; serine-type endopeptidase activity. NCBI's taxonomy places the organism in Eukaryota, Fungi, Mucoromycota, Mucoromycetes, Mucorales, Mucoraceae. The record is from RefSeq and is a predicted model, not a curated record.